Messenger RNA from Tachyglossus aculeatus (Australian echidna), 820 nucleotides. RefSeq names its product trafficking protein particle complex 1 (gene TRAPPC1). The coding region runs from base 1 to 438 and encodes 145 amino acids. The transcript is spliced from 4 exons. The record is from RefSeq and is a predicted model, not a curated record. Gene Ontology annotation, biological process: endoplasmic reticulum to Golgi vesicle-mediated transport. NCBI's taxonomy places the organism in Eukaryota, Metazoa, Chordata, Mammalia, Monotremata, Tachyglossidae. Gene Ontology annotation, cellular component: TRAPP complex.
AUGACGGUCCACAACCUGUACCUGUUUGACCGGAACGGUGUGUGCCUGCACUACAGCGAGUGGCAUCGCAAGAAACAUGCGGGCAUCCCCAAGGAAGAGGAAUACAAGCUGAUGUAUGGGAUGCUCUUCUCCAUUCGCUCCUUCGUCAGCAAGAUGUCCCCCCUGGACAUGAAGGAGGGGUUCCUGGCCUUCCAAACCAGCCGCUACAAGUUGCAUUAUUACGAGACGCCCACCGGCCUCAAGGUGGUCAUGAACACAGACUUGGGCGUAGGCUCCAUCCGAGACGUCCUGCACCACAUUUACAGUGGGAUCUACGUGGAGUUUGUAGUGAAGAAUCCACUGUGCCCCCUGGGCGAAGCCGUGCAAAGCGAACUGUUCCGCACCCGGCUGGACGCGUACGUCCGCGGACUCCCUUUCUUCUCGGCCCGAGCGGCCUGAUCGCCCCCGGACCCCGCCGCUCCAAAGGACUUCCAGCGGCCUGCCCUUCUGUGCCACCGCCCCGGGGACCCGUGCCCUCCCCACCGCGGUACGGCCCGCCCUUCCCUGCCCGUGCCGACCUCCCCGUCCCCCCGCCGCCCUGUCUGCCCAUCUCUGGGGUCAGCUUCCCCCCCGGCUUGUGGUCCUCGUCUCCCACCGGACUGAUUCACCGGGCACCGGACUGCAACCCCCGUCCUGGCUCCGACGAUAUCUGCAACCUCUGUCCUCCCCAGUGACUCCGCGGACCGUGGUCCCCUUUCCCGGGCUGGAGCACGGAAGAGCGGGAAGGCGUGGGCUAGGCAAGGGGAGCAGAGAUGUAGAGAAUAAACUGCUACUCACGUCA